AUGCGUGCAAGUUCCAUUGAUAUGCAUCCCAAUGCAACAUGGUCAAAGAAUGGUAUCACUGUUGCUGGAGGAAAUAGACGAGGUAGUGAAACCAAUCAACUCUCGUACCCAUGGGGUUUGUACGUUGACGACGAUCAGACGAUUUAUGUCGCUGAUUGUGAAAAUCACCGUAUUGUGGAAUGGAUAUCUGGUGCAACGAAUGAAAAAGUAGUUGCUGGUGGAAAUGGAGAAGGAAAUGGAGCUCAUCAAUUAAAAUUCCCACGAGAUGUGAUUAUCGACAAAGACAGCGAUAGUCUCAUCAUCAGCGAUUGGGGGAAUAAAAGAGUAACUCAAUGGCCUCGUCGAAAUGGUACUCGUGGAGAAACAAUUAUUUCAAAUAUCACUUGCGGUGGUUUGACAAAGGACGACAAUGGUUUUCUCUAUGUCGUUGACGAAGGAAAAUAUGAAGUGAGACGAUAUAAAAUUGGUGAUACUCAAGGAACAGUAGUUGCAGGUGGCAAUGGAAAAGGAAAUCGUCUUGAUCAACUCUCUAAACCCCGCUACGUAUUUAUCGAUCGCGAUCAUUCAGUUUAUGUGUCUGAUCGUGACAAUCAUCGUGUCAUGAAAUGGGAAGAAGGUGCAAAACAAGGCAUUGUCGUAGCCGGUGGUCAAGGAGAAGAAAAUAGUCUUACGCAAUUGAGUCGCCCUUAUGGAGUCGUUGUCGAUCAAUUAGGUACUGUCUAUGUGGCUGAUUUUGGGAAUCAUCGAAUCAUGCGUUGGCCAAAAGGAGUCACACAAGGAAGUGUCAUUAUUGGUGGAAACGGUAAAGGAGCACAGUCGAAUCAACUCGCUUAUCCCAUAGGUUUAUCAUUCGAUCGACAUGGUAAUCUCUAUGUCGUCGAUCACUUAAAUGCUCGAGUACAAAAAUUUAAUAUUGCAUAA
Rotaria sp. Silwood1 is the source of this 921-nucleotide messenger RNA. The record is from the annotation of a GenBank genome assembly. Lineage: Eukaryota; Metazoa; Rotifera; Eurotatoria; Philodinida; Philodinidae.